Vigna angularis (adzuki bean) is the source of this 2034-nucleotide messenger RNA. RefSeq names its product cysteine-rich receptor-like protein kinase 26. The record is from RefSeq and is a predicted model, not a curated record. Gene Ontology annotation, molecular function: ATP binding; protein kinase activity. Gene Ontology annotation, biological process: protein phosphorylation. NCBI's taxonomy places the organism in Eukaryota, Viridiplantae, Streptophyta, Magnoliopsida, Fabales, Fabaceae.
AUGGCUGCCAUUUUUUGCAUGCUUGCUUUGCUUCUCUCUUGUCUAAUAUCUGGAACCAGCGCCGAGUAUAACAUCAAGUUCUGUGAUAACAACGAAGGGAACUAUACAAUCAAUAGCACCUAUCAAAACAAUCUCAACACCCUUCUAUCCACGCUGUCUUCCCACACAGAAAUUAACUAUGGUUUCUACAACUUCUCAUAUGGUCAAAACAGUGACAAAGUAAACGCCAUUGGGCUGUGCAGAGGAGAUGUUAAGCCAGACGAGUGCCGCGGGUGCCUCAACGAUUCUGCACUCACAAUCACACAGCUUUGUCCAAACAAGAAAGAGGCCCUUCUGUGGUUGAACAUUGGGAAAUGCCUAUUGCGUUAUUCUAAUCGCCCAAUAUUCGGUGUCAUGGAAUAUUCUCCUGGCUCCUACUUGAAGAACAGAAACAAGGUAACGGAACCGGAUUACUUUAUCCAAGCAGUCUCCAACUUAAUGAGGAAUCUCACAGUUGUGGCUGCAUCAGGUGACUCUCGUCGUAAGUAUGCUACGGGUAGGGCUAUUGCAUCAAAUUUUAAAACCGUUUACGUAUAUGGUCUUGUGCAGUGCACCCCUGAUUUGUCUGAGCUAGACUGCAGUUCAUGUUUGGAAUGGGCUAUCUCAAAAAUCCCAUCGUGUUGUGUGAACGCGAUAGGAAGUAUAAUUGUUAGACCAAGUUGUAAUAUUAGAUUCAGAAACGAUAUAUUCUACGAUCAAACGCCUAAAUUAGACCCUGAUGUAACAGCACCAUCUCCAUCACCUCCUUCCCCCCUGAGUUACACUUCCAUUGCCGUUGUUGUUUCUACUGUUGUUGUUGCUGUCGUUUCCCUCCUUUGUCUCUGCAGUUAUUUAAAGAGGAAGAAGGCAAGAAAAACUCUAGCAGUUAAUCAAGACGAUGAUGACAUCGAAAUUACUCAGUCAUUGCAAUUUGACUUCGAGACAAUACGAGUUGCUACAGAAGACUUCUCUGAUUCUAAUAAACUUGGAGAAGGUGGAUUUGGAGCUGUUUACAAGGGUAGGCUCCCCAAUGAACAGAUGAUUGCGGUCAAAAGGUUGUCAAGUGGAUCCAGCCAAGGAGACACAGAGUUUAAGAAUGAAGUGCUUUUAGUGGCCAAGCUUCAGCACAGAAAUUUAGUCAGACUACUUGGUUUCUGCUUGGAAGGAAGAGAAAGGCUACUCGUCUAUGAGUUUGUUCCUAACAAAAGCCUUGAUUAUUUCAUAUUUGGUAGGUUAAUGAUACCCACACACACAUAUAAACACACACAUGUAUAUGUACCACUAAAACUCAGGUUGUAUGCAGAUCCAGCCAAGAAAGCACUGUUGGAUUGGGCAAUGCGAUACAGAAUCAUAAAAGGUAUUAGCCGAGGGCUUCUCUACCUUCACGAAGAUUCUCUUCUGCGUAUUAUACAUCGUGAUCUCAAAGCAAGCAAUAUUCUCUUAGACGAAGAGAUGAAUCCUAAGAUAGCAGAUUUUGGCAUGGCAAGACUGGUUUUACUGGAUCAAACUCACGCAAAUACAGAUAGAGUUGUGGGAACCUAUGGAUACAUGGCACCGGAGUACAUAACGCAAGGACAAUUUUCGGUGAAGUCAGAUAUCUUUAGUUUUGGUGUACUGCUUCUUGAGAUCGUAAGUGGGCAGAAAAACAGUAGCUUUCGUCAUGGGGAGAAUGUUGAAGAUCUACUGAGCUUCACAUGGAGAAACUGGAGGGAGGGAACAGCUGUAAACAUUGUAGAUCCAUCAUUGAACAACAAUUCACUAAAUGAAGUGAUGAGAUGCAUUCAUAUUGGUUUGCUCUGUGUUCAAGAAAACAUAACUAAUAGACCAACCAUGGCGACCGUUAUGCUCAUGCUCGGUAACGAUUCUCUCAGUCUUCCCAUCCCUUCUGAACCUGCAUUUUAUGCCCACAGUACAACUAGAAGCCUUCCAGCCACGAUGUCAUGGGGGAAUAGUUCAAGGCCAACAACAAACGAAUCAACAAACAAAUCUGGUCUAGAUUGAGAAAACGAGAAUUCA